This is a messenger RNA of Suillus subaureus, 2133 nucleotides long. RefSeq lists its product as uncharacterized. The coding region runs from base 286 to 2040 and encodes 584 amino acids. The record is from RefSeq and is a predicted model, not a curated record. The transcript is spliced from 9 exons. Lineage: Eukaryota; Fungi; Basidiomycota; Agaricomycetes; Boletales; Suillaceae.
CAAAUUUUUGCAGCACGCUGGCUCCAUAAAAACAAGCCGAUAGCUGUGGUGGAAGGUUUCGUGAAGGAAUGGCUCGCUGCACCCAACGGUGUUGUUCGUAAGACUCUUGAGUGUGGAGGCACAAAAAUCCAGACGGAAUUCAAGGUCUCUCAGACUUCGGAUGCGUCUACCGCUGGUAAUAAUCACAUUGAAGAAACUGACAAUUCGACGGUCGAGCAAACUGACGUACUGGGUACAAAGCAGAUCGAUGCAUUGGAUAUUUCCGGUACAUCUCGAUUGACAAUAAUGUUUUCCACUGUCGCUAAUGGUGCAUUCAAAGCCGUUAUCCUGGACAUCGACCGUGUUCCUAAAUUCGGAAAGCUGUCUUGGGAUGAUCGAUUCUUCCUCGAAGUUCACGCGGCGGGUAGCGGAGGGUCUCAGAACAUCACAUCUCAAGGACACCAGGGGGAGAAAUCCUUAAUAUGGGAUACAACAUUCACGUUUAACGUUUCUCAAACAUCACGACUUGUGUUUCGCGUUCUCGGCUAUGACGGAAAAGAUAGCGAGCCAAUUCCUAUUGGUAUCGCUAUUUUCGACGUCGAUGAACUUCUGCAACAACACAGCUUGAUUAGACGUCCUCUUCUAUCGUCUGCAGCAUCCGUGCGCAUAGACGGAAUCCCCACUUUGUCUUUCAGGGCAGCACGAGCUGGUGCUAUGUCAUUUACAAGGUCUUUGAGUUUUUUCACGCAGGAGCUUUCUGCCGCCGUUAACCGUACUGCGGAUCUACAUGUCCAACCAAAUCAACCAAGAGACUAUGAUCAAGAUAAGAGAAUCAUUGAACAUGCAAUUUCUCGGGCUAGCAAAGACACUGGUGGCGAUGAACACCUUUACCCUCUUCUGGUGAAAAUCAGUAUCUUUGUUUCGGUGGCUGAAAGAUUGGCUAAGCUUCACCCCUACGCAAGGAUUGCAUAUGCAAUACUGGCAACAGGAUACGAGGUUAUCAGGCAAAAAAUCGCUUGCGAAUACGGCAUAAUUCGGCUGAUGCGGACUAUGCAAGACACUUACGAUCUUGUUAUGACCGUUAAUGCUCUCCCGUAUCUGCAUAAACAAAAAAACGUUCUCGAAGCAAUUAUGCAGCAAACAAUCGAAUGCGCGUUCUUCAUCCGUGAUUAUUUGGAUACUCGAGGCAGCUUUGCGCAAGCGAUUAAGAAUUCAGUGUUGAACAUGGAAGCUCAGAUCAAAGCAUUCGAAAAUGCAUUCAUAGACCUGCAGCGCAAUUUUCAGUGCUAUAUGGCUGUCUCCACACAGCUCACUGUACUGAAAAUCUUAGAAGAUGUUGCAGAUCUUGGCGCAAAAGCAGAUUUUCGUGAAAUGUCUUACGCCGUAGAUGCCAGAUGUGCAGCAUCAUACGCCGUUCAUCUACCGGCCAACAGUGCGGCACCCCCAUCUGAUCUCAUAACAUCCCUACAGAGCUGGGUUAUUGGGGACAGCAAGGAAUCAGAGAGGAUCUGCCUCUUGUCCGGGCCUGAAGAGUUGUGCAGCUCCAUCGCGCUACAGAUUGGAGAACAAUUUCAGUUCGCGUCGCGCCUUGGUUCCUCGUAUUGCUUUCGGGGUACCAGGCACAACGACACCCGGAGUUACACAAACCUAUUCUCGACAAUCGCCCGUGAUCUGGCGGAUCAUAAUGCUCAGUUCAAGCAGAAUCUCUGGAGGGCCGUAGGAAACGAGACGAGUCUGCGGAAGACACGGGUGGCGAGGACGCAGUUUGAGGAAUUUAUCCUCGCUCCCUCUAGAGAUGUCAUUUGGAACGGACCAUUCCUGGUAAUUAUUGACGGUCUGGAGCUGGGAGGGAAUGAAGCUGCAAGGAAGGAAGUGUUGAGCGUCCUUGUCGACAAAGGCGCCGAGCUUCCCAGAAACCUCCGAUUCCUGAUCACUUGCCGGCUGGAGGAUGACAUAUGCAAAGCUUUUCGCGGUCAAUCGCAUGUUCUGCGCCGGCAACUGGGAGAAGCUAGCCCUCUCGCGUCACGUGCGGAAAAUUUCGAGGAUUAUGUGGGCGUAUAAUGCCUUGUCUUCUUCCCGUCGUGCUGUGAAGAUGGCGCGAAAGUAGAUCUGGACCAAGUGUUGCCUUUUACUCUGUCACUGUCACUCGAGGUG